Wickerhamiella sorbophila is the source of this 626-nucleotide messenger RNA. Its product is annotated as Ubiquitin-conjugating enzyme E2. The coding region runs from base 20 to 466 and encodes 148 amino acids. Gene Ontology annotation, biological process: protein polyubiquitination. The transcript has 2 exons. Gene Ontology annotation, molecular function: ubiquitin conjugating enzyme activity. The record is from RefSeq and is a predicted model, not a curated record. Gene Ontology annotation, cellular component: nucleus. Lineage: Eukaryota; Fungi; Ascomycota; Dipodascomycetes; Dipodascales; Trichomonascaceae.
AACACACACGUAAUUUGAGAUGGCUCUCAAACGCAUCAACAAAGAGCUCCAGGAAAUUCAAAGAGAUCCUCCUUCUUCAUGCUCAGCCGGUCCGACCGGAGAUGAUCUUUACCACUGGCAAGCCACGAUUGUUGGCCCCAGCGACAGCCCCUACUCACAAGGCUUGUUCUUUUUAGACAUUCAUUUCCCGCCAGACUACCCUUUCAAGCCACCGAAGGUGGCAUUCAAAACCCGCAUCUACCAUCCUAAUAUCAAUGCUAACGGGUCCAUCUGUUUAGACAUCCUCAAAGAUAAGUGGUCACCAGCAUUAACUAUUCCCAAGGUUCUUCUUUCUAUUUGCUCGCUUCUGGACGAUCCUAAUCCUGAUGACCCGCUUGUAACCGAAAUCGCCGACCUUUACAAAGAAAACCGUGCUAAAUUUGACGCAAACGCUCGCGAGUGGACUAGAAAGUAUGCUGUGAAUUAACCUCUUGGGUUUCUAGGGAGUUUCUCAAGGCUGGUGCACAUUAGUCUCUAGACCCUGCCUCUGUAAAGCUCCCAUUAUGUAGUUUGCAUUCUAAAAUAUCUACCGUGCCACAUAACGAUGAUCGUCGUGUGACUCCGCGCUGUAGGAGUUACCCUCCAGU